Bipolaris oryzae ATCC 44560 is the source of this 1152-nucleotide messenger RNA. RefSeq lists its product as uncharacterized. The transcript is spliced from 3 exons. Lineage: Eukaryota; Fungi; Ascomycota; Dothideomycetes; Pleosporales; Pleosporaceae. Gene Ontology annotation, molecular function: structural constituent of ribosome. Gene Ontology annotation, biological process: ribosome assembly; translation. Gene Ontology annotation, cellular component: ribosome; mitochondrial large ribosomal subunit. The coding region runs from base 1 to 1152 and encodes 383 amino acids. The record is from RefSeq and is a predicted model, not a curated record.
AUGACCGCUCGAGUCCCGCCGCGGCGGCUGGCACAGUCAGCCCUCGCCGCACUGCGCCCUCGGACCCAUUGGGUCUCUUCUACAUCGCUCCCGUGCAUUUCCCGCCGCAAUGCGUCUUCUGGAGGGAGUGGGAAUGACGAGGACCUUACCAAUCCCAUCCUGGACCAGUACCUGCGGAAGAAAGAGCUUGAAUCCGGCGCAGUAGACGGCGGCCGAUCAGUGCGCCCUACCCCUCGCUUUGGAGGCCUUUCGAACCACCCGUCAUCCCUCUUCCGACCCGAGCACGAGAUUCCAGGAUGGAGAGACGACCUUAGUGCUGUUGAAAAAGAGAAGCUCCAGGCGCGGUACAGGCGGCGGCAGGAGCAGGCCAAACAGCAAGAAGAGCGGGAACUUAUGAACAUGACCAUCGACCCCGAUCAAACCGCCCGCAAGCGUCUCGAACGCAAACUCGUCAUAUCAGGUGUCAAGCGCCACGGCCGCAUGACAAAGUCGCAAAAGCUGCUCCGCACCGAACGCGAAUCGCUCUACAAGUCGCACAACCUGCCCACAUCGACGAAAAAGCUGCAAAAAGUAGUCAACCAAAUCGCCGGCAAGACCAUCUCAGAAGCCCUUGUGCAGCUCCGCUUCUCCAAGAAGAGAAUCGCCCGCGAUGUAAUAAAGGGUCUUGAAAUCGCCCAAGAUGAAGCCAUUGUGAACCGCGGCAUGGGCCUAGCGGGCGAGGCAGCCGCUGUCUCACGCUGGAAUAAGCAACGAGAAGCUACGGAUGCGGGGAAGCCGAAGGACACCUGGGACUACAAGACUUCCAGUGACGAUUCUGGCAUCGAAGUCACAAAACCCAAAGUCCCAUUUUUCAAGGAUACCACGAUUGAGCUGAAGGAUGGGCGCAAAAAGGUGGUCCGGGAUCCUAGUGAGAUUUACAUCGAUCAAGCAUGGGUAGGGCCUGGCGAGCGCUGGAAGAGCCCAGAGUUCAGGGCUAGAGGUGCUGUUAAUAUGCUUCAGCACCGUACAACAAGCUUCUCCGUCCUCCUCAAGGAAGAAAAGACCCGCAUGCGCAUCUCAGACGAAAUCAAGAAGAAGCGCGAAAACCGCAAAGUCUGGGUCGCUCUCCCCGAUCGACCCAUUACUUCUCAGCGACAGUUUUGCCUGUGGUAG